AUGUCGACCUUUCAGCGCGAGCAUGGAGAUGACGCCGACCUUGUGCUGACAUUCAUACUCGGUACCAUCUUGAUGGUCGAGACUGCUCUUAGUUACGAGGACAUACUCUCUGCGAGGUCCAAUCUCCGCGCCUCACUUAAGACUCUGAGAAGAGCCGCUGGCUUCAUGAAACAUAUCAAACAAGGAGAUUGUGCCACCUUGGAAGCUAUACAACCCGGGAUUCUAGGCAAUAUAGAAAGGGAAAUCGAUUCGAACGUGGAGGUACUUCAUGGGCAGCUCACUUCGGCCAGCAACGCCGAGACAUAUGAUUUGCGAGAAAGUUUAAAGAUUUUGCUCUCUAAUGCCCAAGGACGGGUGGAUGACAUUUACAACCGAUUAUUGUUCACCAAGGAUCAGAAUCAAGCGAGUACCUUUCCCCGACACACCCAAGCUCCUCAAGGUAUUCCCGAGAUUCCCUCAUCAUUUCAAGUCCCCUCUGGUUCUAGAGCACAUUCUCGUGUCACUCAGGCAUCACAAGUUUAUUCUGGGUUCAGAGCGCAUUCCAACGUGCCGACUGGAGCUCCAGCUCCGCAAUCGUUCCGCCCAGGCGCGGCCAGAAUGGUUUAG
This is a messenger RNA of Sparassis crispa, 606 nucleotides long. RefSeq lists its product as hypothetical. The record is from RefSeq and is a predicted model, not a curated record. The coding region runs from base 1 to 606 and encodes 201 amino acids. NCBI's taxonomy places the organism in Eukaryota, Fungi, Basidiomycota, Agaricomycetes, Polyporales, Sparassidaceae. The transcript is spliced from 4 exons.